AUGCAACUCGGAGAGCCACAGGAUGAGGUCAGUCUGGCCACACUGAUAGGUCUUUCCCAUGCUGCCAAGAUCAGAAUCCGCUCCCAUGAGAAGGAGCUCGGGAUGCACAGCACGGGCUUGGAGCUCAGUCUGGAAAAUAGGUGUGGAACUUUAAUGGAUUCCUGGAUUCCGGUUUUGGCUCUGUCUAACUGGCUGAAGCCAUGCUGCGGGAGGAGAGCAGCGCUGUGGCAGGUGUGUUUGCUGAGUGCUGGCUUCAACUGUUUCCUGGUGGCCUGUGUCAUCUUGGUGGUGCUCUUACUGACUGUGGAACUGCUCAUUGAUACUAAACUCCUACAAUUUAAUAAUGCAUUCCAGUUCGCCUGUAUCAUCCACUGGAUCAGCCUGGUCAUCCUGUCCGUGUUCUUCACUGAGACUGUCUUUAGGAUUGUGGUGCUCGGGAUUUGGGAUUAUAUAGAGAACAAAGUUGAGGUAUUUGACGGUGCUGUGAUUGUACUCUCUCUGGCCCCAAUGGUGGCCUCCACAGUGGCGAACGGCCCCAGCAGCCCCUGGGAUGCCAUCAGCCUCAUCAUCACCCUCCGCAUCUGGAGAGUCAAGAGAAUCAUUGACGCACGGGUUCUGUUUAUGCAAGUUGAACUGGUACUGCGUUUGCAUUUCUUUCAAAAACAUAAAAAAAUCUUACGAACGCAGCUGGAGAGACUCACACAGAUCUGUCAGGAGCAGGCCUUUGAGAUCAGGCAGUUGAGGGCUCACCUGGCGCAGCAGGAUUUGGAUCUGGCCGCUGAGCGUGAGGCUGCCAUGCAGAUCCACCAUGUGUGGGGGAAACAGAGCAGCAGCUUCCAGGAAAUAGACGGCCUGGGUGCCGCUGGAUCUGACAACGAGUGCCGCGCCAACACCAGAGAGCCCAGACCUCCUUCAGAGAGUGUCGUUCAGGAUGAUAUGAAUAACUACAUCAGUCAGUAUUACAGUGAGCCAAGUAGCGACAUUGGGGUGCCCGACCCUGGUGCACGUGUCAUAACCACAGCAGCCAUCGAUGUCCACCUUCCUACCAACCCCAGCCACUUGCCGCCUUCCCUCGUCAGUGCUGACGGCCCGGGCAGUCGCCAAGAGCGCACGGGCAGCUCUGUAAGUGAAGCAUCCAGCACGACCAUGUCCCGGUCCAGCUGCAGCUUCACAGCCCGGCAGUACAGCGUCAGCAGCCACACACUAGGCUCCACAACUGACUGCAGCUCUACCGUACGGGAGGCCUCCACCUCAGACUACAGCGGCCAACGCUGCUGCCCUCCUCCGUACUGCAGCCCUUUGACCCUCGGCACACAACCAGGCGUCCAUGACCCCAGCGCGGUGGUCAAAGAACUGCUCUCUUCCCUGUCUGAGGACUCCUGCCUGGCGCAGAAAGGCAGGGUGGACCCGGUCAACCUUAAAUUGCCCAGUCCGGCAGGGUCAGUAAAGGCCAGUCCGGAACUGCAACACAGGGUGAGCAUAUACAACAAGAGAAACCAGGAAAGUCUGGGCGUAUUCCAGACCAAGCCACUAAUUCACCUGCAGGGGACCGAGCCAUCUCUGGAGGAGAAGUACAGGCUUAUGGAGCCGGCAGAUACUCCACUGAGCCAUAUACCGGACACAUAGAGCAUGAAGUUUGGGACGGUGACCACCAACACCAGCUGAAGCAGCCUCUCUCUUGGCCUCUCUUUCUAUAUCGCUUACUUACUGGCUGUGUCCGAAAUAUAAAAAAUGGUGACAUUGCUGGCAGUAUCUGGAGGUAGGAAGGCAUCAGGGCAUAUCUGAGUCUAAUGUUUGUGGAACGUUCUCUACUGAAAGAGUGUGACUUGUCAAGAGGUUGCUGAGUCAGUGUAAAUGACUCUGUCAACACUAGUUCUGGAGAGCCAACUUCCUUGUCCAAAUCUGCUCCAACAGACCUUCUUUUAAAGUAAUCCAGAACACCUUCGUUGGUUGGGUAAGGUGUGUCUGAUAAGGGUUGGAGUUAAAUUCCGUGUGAAGUCAACUCUCUGGGAGCAGGGUUGGCUACCCCUGCUUCUUUUCACCAGAUUUAUGUGGAUUCCCUUGUUACAAAUGGUGCAAAAACACAAGGUUGGAAUACACUACAUCUUGUAAAAUGGUUAGAGAAAAAUAUUAAUACGCUUAAAGGGUUAGUUCACCCAAAAA
Molecule: messenger RNA, 2163 nt
Organism: Sinocyclocheilus anshuiensis
Lineage: Eukaryota; Metazoa; Chordata; Actinopteri; Cypriniformes; Cyprinidae
Product: transmembrane protein 266-like
Exons: 12
Coding region: 1-1626 (541 amino acids)
Cellular component (GO): dendrite; plasma membrane
Molecular function (GO): voltage-gated channel activity
Source: RefSeq, a predicted model, not a curated record